UUCAUAUCUUCCAUCCUCGCUAUGGCAAUUUUUAGCAUUUGGGCCCUGCAUCUCCACACCGACACCGAGGAUCACCUGUUCGAAGUCGACGGGGAACACCCGGGUUUCACUAAAGUCACUACCCACAAUGACCCCUGGAAUAUCCCCAUUUAUACCCAGUCAAUCAGAGUCUCGGACUUUGGCAACGUGAAAAUCCCCACUAUCCAGGCCGUCGUGGACGCCACUCCGGUCGACCACGAGACCCUCGAAUGGGAUUGCCGAUACUACGUACUUGAAGUGCUUGAGGGGUGUGAGCGCGAAAUGGUCAUCGAUGAUGACGAUUCCUAUUAUGUCGAAGCAAUCGAUAUCCUGGGCAGUAAGCGGGGCUCAAUACUCCGAUCCUCGGCAUGCAUGUAAUACAAAGAACGGAGGAACAGACAAAGGAAACACACCCAAGAACAGCAUCG
Aspergillus saccharolyticus JOP 1030-1 is the source of this 446-nucleotide messenger RNA. RefSeq lists its product as uncharacterized. The transcript has a single exon. The coding region runs from base 22 to 396 and encodes 124 amino acids. The record is from RefSeq and is a predicted model, not a curated record. Lineage: Eukaryota; Fungi; Ascomycota; Eurotiomycetes; Eurotiales; Aspergillaceae.